Messenger RNA from Penaeus vannamei (Pacific white shrimp), 861 nucleotides. Lineage: Eukaryota; Metazoa; Arthropoda; Malacostraca; Decapoda; Penaeidae. The record is from RefSeq and is a predicted model, not a curated record.
AUGAAGCUGAAAACCUGGGCAAUGGGUUACACAAGCAGUAUUGUGUGCAAAUGGUCAGGUCAUCCAGGAUCAUCAAUUGUAUGGAUACAUAGUCUUGUUCCUGGAAAACUGUGGACACAAGGGAGGCAUGACAACAUCAAGUUAUGGGACAUCACUGCAUUACCACCUGAAGCAGAAUCUCAGUAUCCUCUAGUUGAUUACCUUGGUUUCAGUCAGUGCAGCUUGACUUGUUUACCAAAUGGGAAUAGCCUCCUAGCAGUACCUGGUCCAGACCAAGUAGGUGUCACUGUUUGGGAUACCAAGACCAAGUACAAAAUAUGCUCUCUGGUUCCCCAGGAUGCCAAGAGUCGAGGAAGUCUUAUGCAGGUGGUCUGGUUGAACACUGAAGAGCACAUUCAACCUCUUGUUGCCUAUGAGAGUGGCCAUAUCAGUUUGUGGGACUGGAGCAACACUUCUGUUAUCAGUGAGACUAGGGUGAAUGACAAUCCUAUAUGCCUUUCAUUUCAUACUGACUCUAAAACUGGAAUAGUAGGCACUGCAUCAGAAAAAGUAUUUGUCUUUAAGAUUGAUGAUAAUUUGUCAAUAACAAUUGCCAAAGAGAUUCAGAUCACCAAUCCUGGAGUAUCAUCAUGCAUCACACGUUCAGAUGGAAAAAUAUUUGCUCUUGGAGGGUGGGAUUCUCGCAUCAGAUUAUUUUCCAGCAAGAAAUGCAAGCCUCUAGCUGUACUACAAUAUCACAAGAAGACUGUAGAAUGCCUUGCCUAUUCCAAAUGUAAUGUAGAGCAUUAUGGAUUUGGUUAUAUACUUGCAGCAGGUUCUUCUGACCAUAGUAUUUCCCUGUGGAACAUCUUCAAUACAUAG